This is a messenger RNA of Solea senegalensis (Senegalese sole), 3851 nucleotides long. RefSeq names its product phospholipid phosphatase 4 (gene plpp4). The transcript is spliced from 7 exons. Bases 338 to 1195 code for a protein of 285 amino acids. Lineage: Eukaryota; Metazoa; Chordata; Actinopteri; Pleuronectiformes; Soleidae. The record is from RefSeq and is a predicted model, not a curated record. Gene Ontology annotation, molecular function: phosphatidate phosphatase activity. Gene Ontology annotation, biological process: phospholipid metabolic process.
CACUUUGUGUAAUUGGUUGAUGGAGCGGUGGAGAAGACUUUGACUCGACACAGGAGCAGGUUGUCAUCGUCACAGUUCCAAUAAAGAAAAUCCCCCGAGGGACGAGGAAGAGAGGGAGUGGAGUAGAGACAGGCAAAGGCGAGGAAGAGAGGGAAGACUGCUUCAGCUCUUCAGCUGACUGAGUCGCGAUAGAAGCGCACGGCAUGUGUGAUUAGGGAGCACCGCGUCUGGAAGCGCUCGCUGUGGGAAGGUGGGAUACGGAGUGAAGAUCCUUCAGAACUGACCGGUGCCAAAAUUUUUUUGUUUAUAUCGUCAUUUAGCGGAUUAUCUGAGAAUCAUGAACGUGCCGCCCCCCGACCGCAGGAAAAACGUGCGAGAACUGGCUCUGGAAAUUGGCAUUCGAGUUCUGCUUUUCGGAGUUUUUGUGUUUACAGAGUUUCUGGAGCCAUUUGAGCGAGUGAUUCAACCGGAGGAGCUUUGGCUCUACAAGAAUCCUUUAGUUGAGUCUGACCAUAUCCCCAAGAGAGUCAUGUUUGCAAUUUCGUUUCUUACCCCACUAGCGGUGAUAUUUGUGGUGAAGAUAAUACAGAGAACGGACAAGACAGAAAUCAAAGAGGCAUGUUUAGCUGUGUCCCUGGCUCUUGCCCUGAAUGGCGUCUUCACAAACACCAUCAAGUUGAUUGUUGGCAGACCAAGGCCGGAUUACUUUCAGCGCUGUUUUCCUGAUGGACAAGGAAACGCAAAGAUGCAGUGCACUGGAGAGCCAGAUCUCGUUUCCGAGGGACGCAAGAGCUUCCCCAGCAGUCAUUCCUCCUUCGCCUUCUCCGGCCUUGGCUUCACCUCCUUCUACCUGGCAGGGAAGCUGCAGUGUUUCACAGACCAGGGGCGAGGGCGUAGCUGGCGUCUCUGUGCCAUGGUGCUGCCUCUCUACAGUGCCAUGAUGAUUGCCCUGUCCCGGACUUGCGACUACAAACACCACUGGCAAGACGCCUUUGUUGGAGGAGUGAUCGGGUUGCUGUUUGCGUACAUCUGCUACCGCCAGCACUACCCACCUUUUCUGCACACGGACUGCCACCUGCCUUAUGCCAGUCUGGCUGCCACUACCCACACACCCGCACAUGCCCAGGAGGACCCCCAGCCCACUGACAAUGCCACCACCCUCCCUCUGGAGGGCUUGACAAAAGGGCCAGUAUGACUAGUGUCCACCACUGAGACUCCCCCGACACACUCACAAAACCACCAAGCCCAACUCCCCAUUCCCACUGACUGAGUGGCGCUUGUUGACAUUCCAGUGGACAGUUAUGCCCCUCACUGAUCCCCAUACACUUACACCCAGUCUCGGUGGCACCUUCAUACUUUUUUUUGUUUAUCCUUUUAUAUCUGUUUCUUGCUUAGCAGCUGUGAAUGUCUAUAUUUAGAUGUGAUGUUAGGAGAAUAUGGGACAUCACCACUGAGAGUGGAGAAAGAAAAGGAAGCAGGUUUUACUAAUGGCUGUUAAAGUUGUUAACAAAAUAAAGCCAAUUUCUUUGCUGGAUUUGAUUUAAUUAAUGAGAGAUGUUGUUGGCAGCUUGUGUUAUGCUGGAGUGUAUUUAAUAGUUGUAUUUUGCAGUUAGUUUGGAAACCCCGUUUAAAAUAUCACAGCAAUCAAACCAUGAAAUCAAAGUACUGUAAUAUAUUUAUUGAAAGAUUUAUUUAAAGAGUCUUUGUGAGCAAGAAAUUAUGGGAUUUCAGAGCAAUUAGAUACCUAUUAACAUUCUGGAGUAGAAUUUCUGACACUGCUUUUUCAGAGGCAAACGAGAUUCAUACAUUGUCUAUGAUAAUUUGAGGUUGUCCAUUGUAACAUAACGGUAAAUACUGGACCAAUACAGUCUUGGAUUAAGGCACUGAUCCGUGUUAAGGGAAAAAUGUCAGAAUGUCUUUUUUAAAGCACCUUUUAAGAAUACUACCAAUCAGUUUUCCAAUGCAAUUCCAAGAUCACGUGUUCUCAUGUAUUCCUCUUUUCUUACCUUGUCGCCAUCCACCUUUCUUUUUUUUUUUACAAGCCCUGCAUUUAACACUCGUUCCCUGAGGUUGCAUAAAGUUUAAUGACAGAAAUCAAUAACAGGCAGGUAGGAAUGGUGUAGUAGAAGUGUGUCAUGGAGAGGCACAAACUCCAAUCUGGCCCCGCAUUAAUCCUCAUUAAGUGAGGUCAGCCACCAAUGCUUAUGAGGAGACGAGGACUGUAGCUGGUGCCCCAUGGACUGCCCAAGCAUUACAAAUGGACCUGAGCCCACUUAAGUCCUAUAAACAGACACUCUACUAUUCAGCAGAUGACAGGCCUGACAACACGACAGCAACUUUUGAUGUAUUAUUCAUCCAUUCAUGUCCUGUUAUUUGCAAAUAUUCCCAGCCUUUUUCCGCCUGUAUUGUGUGGACCCUUCUAAGCUUUUCCCAGAGAUGACACAUGGCUACAUUACUGGUUCCCCAUCAUCGGAAAAGCUAUUUGUACCCUCUUUCAAGUUUUGUUAGAAAUGAUGGAUCAUUUUGUUGCCUUGGUUACCAUGUUUGUUUUGCGAUUACUGUGACAUCAAUGGGGAAGUGCAACCUCAGUUUACCUCAGACCUGACCAAGCCCCAUAGGAAGGCAAAGAAUGUAUAUUUACACUUUAAACUGAAGAGGAAAAAACAAAAACGUUAGAACAGCAUGUUAAAGAAUGAGCAUCGACCUAAAGGUAGACGACCAUUUUGUAAUUUCAUCAUCUUUUAGUCUAGUAUUUUUGCAUUUUGUCCAUCUACUCUGUUCGAAAUGUCUUUUGUAGAAAAAAACAUCAGUUGAUAUGUCUGUGGCUUCAGCUGCUCUGUGCUUAAUUCUGGACACGAUCUGGCUCGUAGCACAGGGAAUGUCAGUUUUAAAGAAUCAGCCACAAUCAAGCCUCUAUGAAAUGCAACCCUUGGCAGAAUCUUAAAAUUGCGUACAUGUAUAUGUGUGUGUGUGUGUGUGUGUUUGCGUGCAGCACCAGUGCAAUAUAAAAGAAUUUCAAUAGAAGGAGGAGGUGCUCUAUUUUGCACAUCAGACUCUGAGACUGGACUGUGACUGAGAACUGACUUCCUCUAAACUGAGUGUUAGCUCUACCAAGUCCUUCAGCUCGGGCCUGGAGAUCUGUACCUGAGAGAUGUUGACAUCUUGUGUCAGAUUUAGGAAUAAAAUUACUGUGGCAGAGAUGCUUUAUGUUCUAUAGACCUGCAUUUGCUUGACUUGGCAGCCUGAUGGUUGUUGUUUUGUUUUUUUCCCCUUCUAGAUGUUGCAGUGUACGGUGUAUAUUGAAAAAAAAGAAAAAAAGUGUUCAUGUCUGUAAGAGUAUUUUGGCUAUAUAAGGAUUUAUUUUUUCCCAGAAGCCUUGAAAUCAUGCAAUGUUUUGUUUUACUUCGGUGCUAUAUACUUUGUAGCAGUAGUCCCUUUGAAUUAAAGUGACUGUCAUUUUCUACAGAGAGAAAAAGAGAACAAAUACAACAUGUCUGUUUUCAUUUGUUUGCUUUCUUUUCUUUUCUUUUCUUUUCUUUUCUUUGCUUGUGAUUUCUUUACCGUCAUUUCAGCAUCCCAAGGACUGACGGGAUAGAUGUACUUGAAAAAUAUUUAAGAAUGAUAAAAUUAUUAUUAUCGGUUACAAUAUAUAGAUGUCUGAAGAGAAAAGAAUGUGUGACUUAAGAAUAUUUGUUCAUGGCAUGCCAGUUCCAUUAGUGAGAAGAGACUGUUUUCUAUGAAUACGCAUGUCUUGCCUUGAAAACUCUUUGAAGUGUGUUUUGCUGUGUUUAUAUACUUUAUGUACAAUAAAAGACUGCAGCUGUGUGAAAAAGUGUUCACAAGAGAGGAGA